Molecule: messenger RNA, 711 nt
Organism: Hemiscyllium ocellatum (epaulette shark)
Lineage: Eukaryota; Metazoa; Chordata; Chondrichthyes; Orectolobiformes; Hemiscylliidae
Gene: ndufb9
Product: NADH:ubiquinone oxidoreductase subunit B9
Exons: 4
Coding region: 41-562 (173 amino acids)
Biological process (GO): mitochondrial electron transport, NADH to ubiquinone
Source: RefSeq, a predicted model, not a curated record
UCUCUGGGUGGGAAGGUGACGGGAAAGGACAGAUGAAACAAUGGCUGCUUAUUUGACUCACCAGCAGAAAGUGCUUCGGCUUUACAAACGGGCUCUGCGACACUUGGAAUCCUGGUGCAUUUUCAGAGACAAGUAUCGUUUUUAUGCCUGCAUGCUACGAGCAAGGUUUGAUGAACAUAAAGAUGAAAAGGACAUGGUGAAGGCUACUAAGCUGCUGAAAGCUGGUGAGGAAGAAUUCUGGGCAACGCAGCAUUCUCAGCCCUACAUCUUCCCUGAUUCACCAGGAGGCACAUCUUACGAGAGAUACGAUUGCUACAAGACACCAGAAUUUUAUUUGGAUUAUUGGCAUCCAUCUGAAAAGGCAAUGUAUCCAGAUUAUUUUGCCAAGCGAGAACAAUGGAAGAAGCUGCGUCUCAUGAGUUGGGAGAAAGAGGUGAAGCAGCUGAAGCAGGAAGUGACUGAUAAUCCUAAGAGCGAGGUUCUUCCCCCUGCUCGUAAGGAGGGUGAUCUUCCUCCACUGUGGUGGAACAUUGUCACAAGACCCCGUGAACGCCCAACGUAGACACACAUCAGAUAUUCUGACCAGAAAUAAAAUCAUCCCAAUGGGGUCAUCAGGAGACUGUUUAUCAAGAAGUGGUGUCGACACCUUUUCAAAAUGUUUCUGAUGAUGAUAAUGAAUUUGAUGAAGUCUAAUAAAUAGCUGAAAUUAAA